AUGGCUAAAAAAAAUCCUCAUACUAAGUUUAAAAGGAAUAGAUCUGGAUGCCUAACGUGUCGAGAUAGACAUAUAAAAUGUGAUGAAAAAAAACCCAUUUGCAAUAAUUGUCUCAGAUCAAACAGAAAAUGUUUCAGAGGCAUUAGAUUGAAUUUUACCCAAUAUACUUUUUUAAACCCACUAGAAAAUUUAACAACUGAAAAUAAAAGACAGUUGAAAUUAAACUAUAACUUAGAAAAUUUCAGAAUUUUAGAUCAUUCAAUAACUGUUGCAUCAAUUUACAAUCAUAAGAUUAAAUAUAGCAAAUACUUUCAUCUACAUUCACCUGAAGAUUUAAAAGAGUCUGAUAUUCAAUUUCAAAAUGAUAUUUAUUUCUCACAAUUGCCACUACCUACAUCUUCAAUCAAUUCAUCAGAAUUGGCUUCACAAAUUCAAAUAGCUGCAUCAAGAGAAGGGAUUAGUAGUGGCACUCAUACUAAUGAAGAAUUAUUAAUUCAAUCAAGUGUUGGUAGUGUCAAAUCAACAUCUCAAAUAUUACCUACUAAUGACCCUGAUUUAGGAAAAUAUGAUCAAAUUUUCAACUACAUGAAUUUUUUGCAACCAAAUUUAACAAACCAACCGCAUUUACAAAUUUCACAACCGAAACAACAACAACAAACAAUUUAUUCACAACCUGUUCUACAGCAUCAACAACUUCAUCAACAAUAUACACAAAAUUAUCAAGGGCAACAACAACAUUUAUUACAUUAUGAUCAACCAUAUAUACAACAAAGUAGUCUGGCCUAUUCUAAUCAACUUAAAUCUCAUCUGCCACUACCUCAUCAAACAUAUCAACAACAACAACUUGCGGCCAACCCAACUUUACAACCACCAGGCACUCUUCCUUUCGCAUUAAUUCCACAACAACAUCAGCAUUAUCAUGAAAUAUCAAACCCCGAUCAACACAUACCAAUUCUACAUCACAUUCAACCAAUUGAUCAAUCAAAUAAUUUCAAUUACACACUUAAUAUUGAGAAUCUUGUACAAAAAGAACACUACUAUUGGUUUUUGGACUUGUUUAAUGGCCAAAAAAUCUAUCAAAAUAUUAUACCAACAAUCUGUUUAAAUAAUUCAAUGAAUAAUAAAAAUUUGUUGAUGUUAAGCUUGAUGAGUUGUUCAAAGUCCUCAAAUAUUGAUAUAAUGGCAUUAACAAAUCUUCAAUCCUAUUAUUGGGAUCAAAUAAAGAAUAUAAAUUUUACCGAAAAUGAGGAUGAAGAAUUUGCCAAAACGAAUUUAGAGUUGCUUCAAAACUUUCUUAUAAGUAUUAACUUAAUAAUGUUCGGAAUUUAUCUAAGAUUUAAUAAAUUUUCAAUAAACAAUUUUUUGAAAUCCAUUUUACAAACUCAAUCAAUUUUAUUUGAAAAAGUUUUGGGAAAAGUAGAAAAUUACGUAAACUACUCAGCUUCAUUCAACUUACUAUCUAAUGUUUUCAUAACAAUAGUUCAAUCAAUUACAAUUUUAAAAUUUUUCAUUUCGAAAUCGUUUGAUUUUUCAUACGAGUUUAAACAACAAAAACUAAGAGGUUCUCUGAGGCAGCAACAAAAUAUUUAUGAACAAGUUGAUACAUCAAGUUUCAUUUCAUUAAAUAAACAUGAGAUAGCUUUAUUGGAUCAAUCAUAUUAUGAAACGACAACAAUAACACCGACAGAAACUCAAAAACUAAAAAAAUUAAUCUGGCAUUUAAUUACAAUUGAUUACAUUAUAACAAACCCACUAGAUCAAUUAAACAUAAACUCAAUUUUCACAAAUCUAAACCUGUUUAUAAUAGAUGAAUCAACACCAGAUUUAGAAAAUUUACAAUCACCACUUCGAAUACACCCAAAUGUAAUUGUUCGAACGAUUUUACAAAAUUUUUUAAUAAAAUUAAUUAAUAUGAAUCAAUCAAAUAAUUUACAAUUAUUACAAAAUUUAAAUUUGAAAUUACAAUUUUUCUUCCAAAAUUUAAAUCACUUAUUUGGUGAUAAUAAUGAUAUUAUGAUAUUUUAUUGGCAUAAAUUUUUUGAAUGGACUGAACGUUACAUAAGUUCAUAA
Lodderomyces jiufengensis is the source of this 2070-nucleotide messenger RNA. It is a transcript of the gene AHR1, whose product is annotated as Zn(II)2Cys6 transcription factor AHR1. Gene Ontology annotation, biological process: positive regulation of transcription by RNA polymerase II. The coding region runs from base 1 to 2070 and encodes 689 amino acids. Gene Ontology annotation, cellular component: nucleus. Lineage: Eukaryota; Fungi; Ascomycota; Pichiomycetes; Serinales; Debaryomycetaceae. Gene Ontology annotation, molecular function: DNA-binding transcription factor activity, RNA polymerase II-specific; zinc ion binding; transcription cis-regulatory region binding. The transcript has a single exon. The record is from RefSeq and is a predicted model, not a curated record.